AUGAAUUUGCUCAAGUACCUUGGGCAGAUCAAUGAAACAAUCCUAGCGAGCGGGGACAACCAUUCAACCGCCUAUAUCCCUUAUCAGAUGCUCUUCAAAAUUAUUUGGGAAAUCUGCGAUGGAAUCGCAUACAUUCAUUCUCGCAAUCUUGUUCAUCGCGACGUCGCGGCAAGAAAUGUCCUGCUUACAACUGGACUGAGAGCGAAGAUCUCCGGUUUCGGUUUCUGCUCUGAUCCAGACGACUCCAAGUUUUGCGGAAAUUCACUAGCCUUGCGAUAUUUACCAGUCAGAUGGCUUGCACCUGAGUGUUUCCAUGGAAAAUUCUCGUUCAAAAGUGAUACAUGGUCAUUCGGAGUACUCCUUUACGAAAUCUUCACUCUUGGGGAUGCCCCUUACGAAGAUCUAGAAAAGGCUGACGAAAUAGUGGAAUGCGUCCGUCGCUCCAGAAUUCCGGCUCAUCCAAAGUAUGCCUCUCGAAAAAUAUACAAAAUCAUGCAACAGUGUUUCCAUCACUAUCCGGAAAGAAGACCAGACUUCAGUCAUCUGAUGGACGUAUUUCACUCGGAGAUGGAAGCUCUGUUUGUCAAUGUGGCUUUCGAAGUCGAUGAGCAGAGUUAA
This is a messenger RNA of Cylicocyclus nassatus, 618 nucleotides long. The record is from the annotation of a GenBank genome assembly. Lineage: Eukaryota; Metazoa; Nematoda; Chromadorea; Rhabditida; Strongylidae.